UUAGAUGAGAUUGCGAAAUGGGAGAAGAUAACGUAUGCUGGAAUCGUGACUUGCACGAUCCUUUCGAUCUAUAAUCUUUCCAAGGGUCACCCUCCCCAUGAAGAUCCUCCGGCUUACCCGUAUUUGCACAUUCGUAACAAGGAAUUCUCAUGGGUUCAUGGUGUGGAGCAUGCAUUUGGGGCACAUGAGUCACAUGACUAUCCGACAAGUGGGGUGUUUGAGGUGGAGCCUCGACAAUGUCCAGGUUUCAGGUUUAGGAAAUCAAUAUACAUGGGCACAACAUGCUUAGAUCCUAUGCAGGUUAGAGACUUUAUGGAGCUUAACUCUGUCAACUACAAUGGUGAUACCUACCAUUUGAUUGGAAAGAACUGCAAUCACUCCUGCAAGGAUAUACGUUUUAAAUUGACUGGCAACUUAAUUCCAAAAUGGGUGAAUCGACUUGCAAUAAUAGGUGCAUUUGUUUUCAUUUGCAUCAUAUGUUGCUUCUUCGUAUUGAUAAUCGUAGAUCUUUUCUGAUAGAUAGCAUAUACUUCUAUUAUUUUCCAUUCCUGAUUCACUAGAUUUGACACAUGCUCCUGCUAGCAUGUCAGAUAUCACCCAAAGACCAACCAAUCUCACAUUUAAAAGAAUUUACUAUUUGACAUCAGUCUACAGAAAAACUAAGUCAGAGAUUAAUGUUUUCUGACCAUUUUGUAGAAACUGCUCGGAAAUACUUUUGCUGGGCAAUUUUAUUUCAUCCUCAGCAUGCCAAUCUUCUUAUGCCAUCUCUACCAAGGAUGCUUUGUGUUAUAGCCUCAAACAGGAAAAAUAUGCAUUUCAUUUUCAUAACAUGCUCUUUUCCAGCUUCAAACAGUUCUCUGUUUUUGACAUUCAUAAGUCACUCAACAUUUUGAAGCUCAAUCAAAAUUAAAUUUGUUUUAAAACAAACCUCUGGAAGAAAGUAAGGAGUUGUACUUAAGAAUAUAAUUUUCACUUUGAUAUACUUACUCUUCAUGCAAUUUGAAAGGUUGGUAUCUUUAUGUAUUGAUCUAAGAAGUUGUGAUGCAGGGUGAAGGUUUUAGUUUCCAUUCUGAGACAUUUCAGCAAGCAUGUUUCUGGCAUUUUUCCCCAUGUAAAUCUAACAGGU
Asparagus officinalis (garden asparagus) is the source of this 1126-nucleotide messenger RNA. Its product is annotated as deSI-like protein At4g17486. The transcript has 4 exons. The record is from RefSeq and is a predicted model, not a curated record. Gene Ontology annotation, biological process: protein deubiquitination. The annotation marks the transcript as partial. NCBI's taxonomy places the organism in Eukaryota, Viridiplantae, Streptophyta, Magnoliopsida, Asparagales, Asparagaceae. Gene Ontology annotation, molecular function: deubiquitinase activity.